GCCCUUCACCACCUCCUGGCCUCCUCCCACUUGUCCUUUGGUCUUCUGUUUUAGAAGUUCUGAUUUUUCCUAGACAGCUAGAGGAAAGUCAGGUACCAAAAGUGGAGGUCUGUUAUUUCAUUCGUUCUGGUGGGACACGGGAGAGGCGAUCACACUUUGUAACUGGCUCUCCAGGAGAGGACCAAUGUAGCCCUGGAAACUUCAGCGCCUGCGUUGGGCUCCAGUGAUUUACCUUCAAGGAAAUUGGGGAUUCAGAAAGUUGGGAGCUCCUGUGAACAUGGCGAACCUACUGAAAACAGCGGUGGCUGGCUGUUCCUGCCCUUUCCUUAGCAGUUUGGGGUCCUGUAAGGUUCUACCUAGGAAGAAGGAUUUUUUACGAACAUUUCAUACACAUCAGGCGCUGUGGUGUAAAGCCCCUGUAAAACCAGGAAUUCCAUAUAAGCAACUGACUAUUGGGGUCCCCAAAGAGAUUUUCCAAAAUGAGAAGCGAGUGGCAUUGUCUCCUGCUGGCGUUCAGGCCUUGGUCAAGCAGGGUUUUAAUACUGUUGUGGAAUCGGGUGCUGGCGAAGCUUCCAAGUUCUCAGAUGAUCACUACAGAGCAGCAGGUGCCCAGAUCCAAGGGGUGAAGGAAGUGCUGGCUUCUGAUUUGGUGGUCAAAGUGCGAGCCCCUAUGCUUAACCCAACGUUAGGUGUUCAUGAAGCUGACCUUUUAAAAACAUCGGGAACACUGAUUAGUUUUAUUUACCCAACCCAAAAUCCAGACUUGCUAAAUAAACUUUCCAAAAGGAAAACUACAGUUCUGGCGAUGGACCAGGUUCCAAGAGUCACAAUUGCUCAGGGAUACGAUGCGCUAAGCUCCAUGGCCAACAUUGCUGGUUACAAGGCUGUUGUACUAGCGGCAAAUCAUUUUGGACGUUUUUUUACUGGUCAGAUCACAGCUGCUGGAAAAGUUCCUCCAGCUAAGAUUCUGAUAGUCGGUGGCGGUGUGGCCGGGCUGGCUUCUGCAGGUGCAGCAAAGUCGAUGGGUGCAAUUGUUCGGGGAUUUGACACAAGGGCCGCAGCUUUGGAGCAGUUCAAGUCUCUGGGUGCUGAGCCCUUAGAGGUGGCCUUGAAGGAAUCUGGUGAGGGACAAGGAGGAUAUGCAAAGGAGAUGUCCAAAGAGUUCAUUGAGGCCGAAAUGAAGCUCUUUGCUCAGCAGUGCAAGGAGGUGGAUAUCCUUAUCAGCACAGCACUUAUUCCAGGUAAAAAAGCUCCCGUUUUGUUUAGUAAAGAAAUGAUCGAGUCCAUGAAGGAAGGUUCCGUUGUUGUGGAUUUAGCUGCUGAGGCUGGCGGAAACUUUGAAACCACCAAGCCAGGAGAACUUUAUGUUCAUAAGGGAAUUACUCACAUAGGCUACACAGACCUUCCCAGCCGAAUGGCCACUCAGGCCAGCACCCUGUAUUCCAACAACAUCACCAAGCUCCUGAAGGCCAUCAGCUCUGACAAAGACAAUUUUUAUUUUGAAGUGAAAGAUGACUUUGACUUUGGUACAAUGGGUCAUGUCAUUAGAGGAACUGUAGUGAUGAAGGAUGGCGAAGUGAUCUUCCCUGCUCCCACGCCGAAAAAUAUUCCUCAAGGUGCCCCAGUAAAACAGAAGACAGUGGCUGAGCUGGAGGCUGAAAAAGCAGCUACGGUCACGCCCUUCAGGAAGACGAUGACAUCAGCUUCUGCAUAUACAGCAGGUCUCACUGGGAUACUGGGUUUGGGCAUUGCGGCUCCCAAUUUAGCCUUUUCCCAGAUGGUGACCACUUUUGGCUUGGCUGGCAUUGUGGGCUACCACACUGUCUGGGGAGUGACCCCCGCUCUCCACUCACCACUGAUGUCUGUGACUAAUGCAAUCUCAGGGUUGACCGCAGUUGGUGGGUUGGUGCUGAUGGGAGGACAUUUGUAUCCUUCCACAACUUCUCAGGGCCUCGCUGCUCUUGCUGCAUUCAUAUCCUCAGUCAACAUUGCAGGUGGCUUUCUGGUGACUCAGAGAAUGCUGGACAUGUUCAAGCGUCCCACCGACCCCCCAGAAUACAAUUACCUGUAUCUGCUCCCUGCUGGUACCUUUGUUGGAGGAUAUUUAGCUGCCCUCUACAGUGGUUAUAACAUUGAACAAAUUGUGUACCUGGGCUCCGGCCUGUGCUGUGUUGGUGCCCUGGCCGGGCUUUCCACCCAGGGAACUGCGCGUCUUGGCAAUGCAUUGGGCAUGAUUGGGGUGGCUGGAGGCCUGGCAGCCACCCUUGGAGGCCUAAAACCGUGCCCAGAAUUGUUAGCUCAGAUGUCUGGAGCAAUGGCUUUGGGCGGUACCAUUGGAUUGACAAUUGCGAAACGCAUCCAGAUUUCUGAUUUACCUCAGUUAGUUGCUGCUUUCCACAGUUUAGUGGGCUUGGCAGCUGUGCUUACGUGCAUAGCUGAGUACAUUGUAGAAUAUCCACAUUUCGCUACGGAUGCAGCAGCUAAUCUUACCAAGACCGUGGCCUACCUCGGUACUUACAUCGGUGGUGUCACGUUUAGUGGUUCUCUUGUUGCCUAUGGAAAAUUGCAGGGUAUCCUGAAAUCCGCCCCUCUGCUGCUCCCUGGGAGGCACGUACUCAAUGCCGGCCUGCUGGCUGCUAGCGUGGGUGGAAUCAUCCCGUUCAUGCUGGACCCCAGCUUCACCACUGGCAUUACCUGUCUGGGCUCUGUGUCAGCUCUCUCUGCUGUCAUGGGUGUGACUUUGACGGCUGCCAUUGGGGGUGCUGACAUGCCCGUGGUCAUCACUGUGCUGAACAGCUAUUCAGGCUGGGCCCUGUGUGCAGAAGGCUUCCUGCUCAACAACAGUCUGCUGACCGUCGUGGGUGCGCUCAUCGGCUCCUCCGGUGCGAUACUGUCCUACAUCAUGUGUGUGGCAAUGAAUCGCUCCCUGGCUAAUGUGAUUCUUGGAGGCUACGGUACCACUUCAACAGCUGGUGGAAAACCCAUGGAAAUUUCUGGCACACAUACAGAAAUCAACCUUGACAAUGCAAUUGAUAUGAUUCGAGAAGCUAAUAGCAUUAUUAUUACUCCAGGCUACGGUCUCUGUGCGGCCAAAGCUCAGUACCCCAUUGCUGAUUUGGUAAAGAUGCUCUCCGAACAGGGCAAAAAAGUCAGGUUUGGAAUUCACCCAGUUGCAGGCCGGAUGCCUGGUCAGCUUAAUGUGCUGCUGGCUGAGGCUGGGGUGCCAUAUGAUAUUGUGUUGGAGAUGGAUGAGAUCAACCAUGAUUUCCCAGACACUGAUUUGGUCCUUGUAAUUGGAGCUAAUGACACUGUUAAUUCAGCGGCUCAAGAAGACCCCAACUCUAUUAUUGCAGGCAUGCCAGUCCUUGAGGUCUGGAAAUCAAAGCAGGUCAUUGUUAUGAAGAGGUCCUUAGGCGUUGGCUAUGCUGCAGUGGACAAUCCAAUCUUCUACAAACCUAACACAGCCAUGCUUCUAGGCGAUGCCAAGAAGACAUGUGACGCCCUGCAGGCGAAAAUUAGAGAAUCCUACCAGAAGUAACACACAGAGUCAAGCUGUUGUCUAACCAAGCCGCCUCUUCACUUGUGGGAACAGGCAAAUAAAUUAUUAACGUAUACAGCUGAUACACAUCUACAUCAGAGCUCUUGAAAGAAAAGGAAGACUCUGAAGAAAGCAAAGCAAAUACAGGGAAAAUUUUCAAGAGCAGCAAUCCGUCAAUUUAAAAAAAAAAGGAUUGACAAGUCUAAAUGUCUUCCUGUGCAUAUUUUUUGUGUUAUGAAUUCCAAAAGUAUUUUACACAAGGAGAAGGAACAGCCUCAUUUUAGAUGUAAUCCGUUUGGAUUUUCCUCAAUAGUCAGCAGUGUUUUAAGAAAUUAAGUCUUUAUGAUUUUUUAGGACUUACAUUAUACAUAGAUUUGAAAAAAUCGGACGCAGUGUAAACAUUACAGCCACCUGCAUUUAUGUUUUUUCAACAAAUGUGACUAAUUUGAAACUUUCAUCAACUCUUGAGCUGUCCCCUUACCAUUUAACCAUAAUCUGAAUUAAGCACAUCAAAUUAGUUUCAAUUUUUCAAACUGUACUUCUGAUUCUAUAUUUCAGGGGUGUAUUUUCUCACUUCUAUUUUAAUACAUUAAAGGACUAGAUAAUCUUUCAGAGAUGCUGGAAACAAAUCAUUUGCUUUGUAUGUUUCAUUAGGACACCAACGAAACGUAUAAUUUGAAAUCAGUAUUAGUUGUAUUUUUUAAACCCCAUUUCCAAUUGGAGGUCUCUCUAAUUUCAAUCAAUUUAUAAUGUGUAGUACUGUAUUAAGUGCACUUGAAUGGAAUUCAACUAUUUGACUAAUAAAAUGAGUUCAUCAUGUUUGCAUAGUGAUGUAGCAAUUGUCUCUGGUGACGAAAGGCUAAAAUCAAGUAAUUCUGCCUGUUAUUAAUAUCUGAGGAAGAUUUUGCUACCAUGAAAUAGAUGAGAUUAAUCUGUCUUAACUGCUUGGAAGAAUAAUUUUUUUCCCAAAUCAGAGUGUGUUUUAAGGUGUUAUGUAAAUGAUAACAUUUGAGAGAAAUGGUGGCACUUUUUAGCUACCUCUUUGUUUAAGCGCCUGUAAAGAUUAUGUCUUUUUAGCACCAGUAAAGAUUAUGUCUUUUGCAGUAAAAGUGUAGAUUUUCUUCGUGACUUUGCCAUUAUGCCAAAAGCUCUGUAUAGGUUGAAUGUGUGAAGAAUAUUUGGAAUAUCUAUCUCUAUAUAUAAUUAAUUUGGCAUUAAGUUUCUUGAAACAAUUAUUAACAUGUAAAAAGUAUCUCUAAAUCAGAAAAAGAAAUAACUGGUGUGAAAUUUUUUACUAUAAUACUCAUGUUUAUUGAGUUUAAAACUCAUAGCAUGUGUUGGUUUGGUAAUCAAUUUCUUUUUUGCUGUGCCUGAGAUUAAGAUCUGUUUGUGUGUGCAUGUGUUUUAAAUCAGGAAAGACUCCUUUUUAAUUUUUAAGUGGUAAAUGCAAUUUGUUAAUGGAUCUCAGGUCAUUUGUAACCUCAAGACUGGAUUAUAUCAUGAAGGUUCUAUUAGAAGAAAGUAAAUAGUAUCUUGAGUCAUGCCCUUUUCCUUUUCUCAGAGUAGUGGUAGGUAUAUCUGGGAAGCAGCAACUUGGAUUUUUUGUUUUUUGAGAUAAUUCCUGCAUUCAAUUUAAAUUAAAAUAAUUAUACUUGGA
This is a messenger RNA of Balaenoptera musculus (blue whale), 5195 nucleotides long. RefSeq names its product nicotinamide nucleotide transhydrogenase (gene NNT). Gene Ontology annotation, biological process: proton transmembrane transport; NADPH regeneration. Gene Ontology annotation, cellular component: mitochondrial inner membrane. Gene Ontology annotation, molecular function: NADP binding; NAD binding. Lineage: Eukaryota; Metazoa; Chordata; Mammalia; Artiodactyla; Balaenopteridae. The transcript is spliced from 22 exons. Bases 278 to 3538 code for a protein of 1086 amino acids. The record is from RefSeq and is a predicted model, not a curated record.